UUAUGGUUUUGGCAAUAAACAUAGCACACUUCUCUCCUCCCUCCUUGUCUCUGUCGCUCAGCUAUGCGGCCGCGGUCCAGACUGCUGUCCAAGAGAGGACUCCUGCUGCCCACAAUCAGAGAGGGCACAGAGGAGACAGUGAGGGAUUUGAAUGAGGCCAACACACUCCACAUGGCUGGCCACGGACAGUCUGUCUCCUCAGAGGACUACCUCCUCUCCAUCUGCCACCUGGCCCACCCCACCUUCCCCACCAGGGAUGUGUCUCCCAACAACAUCCAGACACGACAGCAGGAUGCCGUGCACCAGAGGCUGCGGCUGUCACGACUCAGUGGGACUACAUCAGCCACCUUUGAAUUCAACCCCAGAGAGGAGGCACAUGCCAUGAGUGUGCAGCAGGGAGAGGAGAAAGAACUAAAUGGCAAACUGAUGUUUGGAAACUCUGACCCUCUGGAGUAUCUUUAUGGACAUCAGAACAAUCUCUCCACCUGUCAUUCGGGAGGUGUGAGAAGGGCAUUUGCUGAGGGAAGGCUUAUAAGACAGAAUGGGAGAGUAUGGGAGGGACAGGCUCGCUCCAGGGCGCACAGCAUCCCCCGUUCUUCAAAUGCAGGCCUCCCACGGCAACGCAAGAGCAGCUGCCCAGAGUUACACACCAGCACCAACACUUCCACCCCAAACACAUCUCCAAAACAUAGCCUGUACAGGUUGGAGGCCAGGACAGGGAGCAUGGAAGACAGUGAGGCAGAGGGGGGGAGAACGAAUCCAACCGUCAAACAGUCUCUCAUCUCCCAGUGGAUCUCUGACUGCAGGUCGGCUUGGAGAGAGGCGCGGGUGCGAGCCUGUAUGCUACCAGCCAUUGCAGAGAUAUAGGAUGCAAAACUGGACAAACAUUAGAAGACAUUCCUCAAUACUCUUUUUCUGCCAGUGAUACUAAGAGACAUUAAGAGAUACAUGGAAGUAUCAUGUAUUUAUAUAUAAGGGAUAUAAUUAAAUACACUUUAAAAAAUACUGAGGCAAGUAAAUAUUGUCAUGAUAAUCCAUCUGUAACAUUAUAUUAAUGUCCUUAUUUACUAUUACAGCCCUCCUAUGCUUAGGCUAUGUAUGCUGGUGAUCAUACAAAAUUAUAAAAGAAAUGGACAAAUCUGCAAAAUCCUUUUAUUGUGU
Molecule: messenger RNA, 1161 nt
Organism: Scomber japonicus (chub mackerel)
Lineage: Eukaryota; Metazoa; Chordata; Actinopteri; Scombriformes; Scombridae
Exons: 1
Coding region: 64-867 (267 amino acids)
Biological process (GO): regulation of autophagy
Cellular component (GO): mitochondrion
Source: RefSeq, a predicted model, not a curated record